AUGGCCACCGCAGUUGAAUUGCUCCCCAGAGAGUACGGCUAUGUAGUCCUUGUUCUUGUUCUCUACAUCUUUCUCAAUUUCUGUAUGGCUGGCAAAGUAGGCAAGGCCAGAAAGAAAGUAAUGUACAAGGUGCCUUAUCCAACCCUGUACGCUUCAGAAUCCGACAACAAAGAUGCAAAAGUUUUCAAUUGUGUUCAGAGAGGCCACCAGAACUCUCUGGAAUUGAUGCCUUUGUUCUUUGUGCUUCUGUUAUUGGGAGGUCUUAAACAUCCUUGCAUCUCAGCUGGCCUUGGUCUGCUCUACAUUGUCACCCGCUAUUUCUAUUUCAAAGGCUACUCCACCGGCGAUCCCGAGAACCGCCUUGCCGUCGGGAAGUACGGGUUCUUAGCUCUGUUGGGGCAUAUUGUGUGCACAAUUUCCUUUGGGGUCACUCUUCUUCUCCGAGGAUAA
Molecule: messenger RNA, 450 nt
Organism: Prunus armeniaca (apricot)
Lineage: Eukaryota; Viridiplantae; Streptophyta; Magnoliopsida; Rosales; Rosaceae
Source: the annotation of a GenBank genome assembly